Molecule: messenger RNA, 510 nt
Organism: Peronospora belbahrii
Lineage: Eukaryota; Oomycota; Peronosporomycetes; Peronosporales; Peronosporaceae
Source: the annotation of a GenBank genome assembly
AUGCCGUUGUACGCAUUAAAGGGUCAUCGUCUUGGUCUUUCUACUUUUUACUUGGACUCUACGUGCGCAAGAGCAUUUGUUGCACGACAAGGGUCUACCCUCGACAAGAUCUUUGCCUAUGUGCUGCGUGAUAAUGGCUAUGGAGCUCUAAUGGACCGCGACACCCACGAGUCGGCUGUCCUGCGCAUAUGCACGUCAUUAUUCCGCCUUGACGCCAUCUUUCAUGUGAUCCUGCUUAUUGUAUCGUUGCCGCUACACCUGAUUCCUGCUCUCGGUAGCAUCAUCUACGCAUGGUUACACAGCACGUUCAUGGCUUGGGAGUCGCAUUUAUACUACUUCAAUCUCAAGGGCUUCAAUUUAAAGCAGCAACAGCACUGGAUCGACCAACGCAAGUUCCAGUAUACGAGCUUUGGCUUUCAAAUGCUGUUACUGCAAAUGAUUCCACUACUGGGUCUGCUAUUCAUCUUUUCAAACACGUGCGGCGCUACUGGCGAUCAAGAUGGAGUAUGA